UCUUUCAGAAUCUCCUGAUAAUUCGCAUUUUCCAAUAAUAGUCCGAUAUUUUCUCAUAUUCUCUGUUUAGUUUUGCGGAAAACAAUUUCCAAAAGCAUUAGCAAAGUCAAGCACACACCAAACCUACCUACCCCCUUCUCUUUCCCUAUUAUAUAAACAGUUACCUUGUAGGAAUCUCUUUAGUGUACGUAAUUACAAAGAAUAUUUUAGAAGAUUCCUCAAAAAAUGUCGGCACUUGCAGAUUUGAUCAAUCUCGAUCUCUCCGAUUCCACUGACCAGAUCAUCGCCGAGUACAUAUGGAUUGGUGGAUCAGGCUUGGAUAUGAGAAGCAAAGCAAGGACUUUGUCGGGACCAGUGAAAGAUCCAUCGGAGUUGCCGAAAUGGAACUAUGAUGGUUCUAGCACCGGCCAAGCUCCUGGCGAUGACAGUGAAGUCAUCCUCUACCCUCAAGCUAUCUUCAAAGACCCCUUCAGGAGAGGCAACAACAUCCUUGUGAUGUGUGACGCGUAUACACCAGCCGGUGAACCGAUUCCCACUAACAAAAGGCAUGCAGCAGCCAAGAUCUUUAGCGAUCCCAACGUUGUCGCCGAAGUAACAUGGUAUGGAAUUGAGCAAGAGUAUACUUUGCUGCAAAAGGAUAUUAAGUGGCCUGUAGGUUGGCCAGUCGGCGGCUUCCCAGGUCCUCAGGGACCAUACUACUGUGGAGUUGGAGCAGACAAAGCUUUUGGAAGAGACAUCGUGGAUUCUCAUUACAAAGCUUGUCUUUACGCCGGAAUCAAUGUCAGUGGCACCAACGGAGAAGUCAUGCCCGGUCAGUGGGAGUUCCAAGUCGGUCCUACCGUUGGAAUUGCUGCCGCCGAUCAGGUCUGGGUCGCUCGUUACAUCCUCGAGAGGAUCACAGAACUUGCUGGAGUUGUUCUGUCUUUAGACCCUAAACCAAUUCCGGGAGACUGGAAUGGUGCAGGAGCACACACAAAUUACAGGAGUCAAGAAGCCAUGGAGAGAGGUCAGGAUGUGGAGAACUGGUGGUGUGAUGAGCCUGAGGUUGCUGGUGCCAUUGAGGCGUGGGAAGCGGUAAGUGCGGAGCAGACCAAGGGGCAGGACCACGAUAGGGAGGAGGGUACUGUGGCGAGUAGGAGGGAGCUGGUGAGGGUGGUCGGAAUUGCGGACAGCGGUGAGCACCAUGACCCUGAACUCCACAAAUUUGACACUUUCCAAGGUAUGGGCGUGAUGGAAGAGAACUUCCACGAGAAGAGUUGUAGCCACCACGGGAAGACGGCUAAGACGGCCUGAAACCAGACUGAGUGGCGUUCGCAGUGGCUGGAACAAAAAAGUCUAUUUUCCAGAGGCUUUGAGGGCAUUAUCGCGGUUGAUCAGUUUUUCAUGGAGUUCCGGGAUUGAGAUUGGCGUGUCACGGCCUUGAACCAUCUCAAUGACAGCUCGGUAGUCUUCACCAAGACCAGACGUGAUAUAGUCCAAAAGAUCUUCAUGAGGAAGAGGAGCAUCAAGCAGAGCGAGUUUGUCGGACUUGUCGAUGAUAUCACGCAUGUAGUCAUGAAUCGACUUAGUCCCUUUGGAGAUGUCUUUGAGCUGGUCCCUGAUUUGACGGAUGUGACCACGAGAUGCGUUGCCAUAGGUGCGAGAGAGAGUGAGCCAAAGAUCUCUUGUUGUUGCAGUACGAGCAACAAUUGGCUGAACAGAGAGAGAGAGAGAACCGAGGAUGACACUGAAAAGGAGCUUAUCUUGACGUUUCCAAGCCGCAAGGUUUGGAUUUGGUUGAGAUGCACCAGUAGAGGUGGUGACGUUUUCAGCAGGCGUUUUGUCUUCGUCGUCGAUGAAGACAUGAAGGUCAUGAGCCUCAAGAAGAGAUCUGAUCUGUAAGCGCCAAGUAAUGAAAUUAUUUGGCGUGAGUUUGGUGAUGUUGGCCAUGUUGAGGGAGAUCAAGGUUUUGUGAGGCUUGGAUAUGUUAAAGACAGGGGAGGAUUCAGCAGAGGUAGAGGAGACUUCGGAUGUCAUGAUGAACAGAGAAAUUGCAGAGAAAAACAGAGGAGAGAAAAAAAAAGAUCGGUG
This is a messenger RNA of Camelina sativa (false flax), 2070 nucleotides long. The record is from RefSeq and is a predicted model, not a curated record. Lineage: Eukaryota; Viridiplantae; Streptophyta; Magnoliopsida; Brassicales; Brassicaceae.